Molecule: messenger RNA, 1316 nt
Organism: Clupea harengus (Atlantic herring)
Lineage: Eukaryota; Metazoa; Chordata; Actinopteri; Clupeiformes; Clupeidae
Gene: kctd12.2
Product: potassium channel tetramerization domain containing 12, tandem duplicate 2
Biological process (GO): regulation of G protein-coupled receptor signaling pathway; protein homooligomerization
Cellular component (GO): presynaptic membrane; postsynaptic membrane; signaling receptor complex
Molecular function (GO): protein binding
Source: RefSeq, a predicted model, not a curated record
UGUCCUUCUGCUGCCUUCAUUGGUAUGGGUAAUGAACGGCUUGGUGCUUCUACGCUUGAUGAGUGGGAGAUAAAUAGCAUUAUUAUCAUAACCACUGUCAGUGGGGGGAGGGGGAGUCAUAAUUGAAUCAGAGCUGCGUCUCCAGGAGGAGAGUUUCGCGAACUCACAGCCAUGGCACAGGCGGACAAGACGAGCGGAGACCGCGUCGGAUCCCCCUUCCCAGACAUCGUAGAGCUGAAUGUUGGCGGUCAGGUGUACGUCACGAGGCACGGCACUCUGCUGGCGGUACCGAACUCUCUCCUCUGGACCAUGUUCGGCCAGCGGAGCCCGGCGGAGCUCAGCAGAGACAGCAAAGGACGCUUCUUCAUAGACCGCGACGGGGUUCUGUUCAGAUACAUUUUGGAUUACUUGCGAAACUUGACGAUUGUGUUGCCAGAUUAUUUUAGGGAGAAGGCAAGUCUCCAAAAAGAGGCGGACUUUUUCCAGCUACACGAUUUGUCCAAACGUCUCCGAUCUACGAUGAGCAAAGACAACUCCCUGAGCGAGGAGGUGUGUCGUGGCGGCGAUCCGGAGGAGGCUGCGCUCGGAGCUCUGGCGAGCACGAGCAUGGCCGUGUCUCCCGGCAGCACACCGAACCCCCGCUCUCCAUCCCUCGACCCACGGAAGGCUGGCUUCAUCACCAUCGGAUACCGUGGCUCAUACACCAUCGGGAGAGACAUCCAAACGGAUCACAAGUUCAGGCGGGUGGCGCGUAUCACCGUUUGUGGCAAGACGUCCAUCGCCAAAGAAGUUUUCGGAGAGAAUCUGAACGAGAGCAGGGACCCGGACAGACCGCCGGAGAGGUACACGUCCCGGUACUACCUCAAAUACAACUUCCUGGAGCAAGCCUUCGACCAGCUCUCCGAGGCGGGCUUUCAUAUGGUCGCGUGCAGCUCCACGGGCACGUGCGCCUACACCAGCAACGACCCGAACGAAGACAAGGUGUGGAGCAGCUACACCGAGUACGUCUUCUGCAGAGACUGAACGGUCCUCAGACGCGGCGGCUCGACCGGAGUACGUCUUCUGCAGAGACUGAACGGUCCUCAGACGCGGGCGGCUCGACCGACCGGAAGCGUUUUAGCCAUCAAGAUAUACCUAUCAAUCUACCAAAUGUAUAACGUCUGUAGACAACAGUGGACCUUUUUGCAGUUAGUGUAUUUAUGAUAACGCCUCUUUUUCUAUCCUGACAUUGAGUUUAAUGUCUAGUUCUGUGACCUGUCCAUUGUUCUUAAACAACUUUAGAUUGUGUUUAUUACAAGUUAAGUCUGAAUCCUUAA